GGUGGGAGCGGGGCUGUUGCUAUCAAUAUGGCGGUUGUCAGCCAGACAAAGACAGUCAGUCUGAUGUGAUUGAGACAAGGGAGGUUUUUCAGGGGGAGACUGGGAGAUCGGGCCUCCCCUCCCCCUUCUCCUCUUCCUGCGCCGGCCUCGAGCCCUCCCCAGCCCCUCCCGACAGGCGCCCCGUGCGGAAGACACCCCUCCCCCUCCCGCUUCCCUCCUCCCUAUCUCAGCCCUUUGCGCUGGGACGUUGGGGAGGGGGCUGUGCCCGGGCGGCGAGAACUCUGCAGGCGUUCUAAGAAUGCUAAAUCACGCUGCCCAUCUCUGGAAAGGAUAUUGAUCCACCUCAUGUAAAGUAUGCUCAGUUCCUUUCCAGUGGUUUUGCUGGAAACCAUGUCUCACUAUACAGAUGAACCCAGAUUUACCAUAGAACAGAUAGACCUGCUUCAGCGCCUCCGGCGCACUGGAAUGACUAAGCAUGAAAUUCUCCACGCUUUGGAAACGUUGGACCGACUUGACCAAGAGCAUAGUGACAAGUUUGGAAGAAGGCCUAACUAUGGAGGAAGCUCCUAUGGGAACAGUUCCAACAAUGUCCCAGCCUCUUCCUCCACAGCCACGGCUUCCACACAGACCCAGCACUCGGGAAUGUCCCCAUCACCCAGCAACAGUUAUGAUACCUCCCCACAGCCUUGCACUACCAAUCAAAAUGGGAGGGAGAACAGUGAGCGCUUGUCCACCUCCAAUGGCAAGAUGUCGCCAUCCCGCUACCAUGCGAACAGCAUGGGUCAGAGGUCAUAUAGCUUUGAAGCUUCAGAAGAGGACCUAGAUGUUGAUGAUAAAGUGGAGGAAUUGAUGAGGAGGGACAGCAGUGUGAUAAAAGAGGAAAUCAAAGCCUUUCUUGCCAAUCGGAGGAUUUCCCAAGCAGUUGUUGCACAGGUAACAGGUAUCAGUCAGAGCCGGAUCUCUCACUGGCUGUUGCAGCAGGGAUCAGACCUGAGCGAACAGAAGAAAAGAGCAUUUUACCGAUGGUAUCAACUUGAGAAGACUAACCCUGGGGCUACGUUAAGUAUGAGACCUGCCCCCAUCCCAGUGGAGGAUCCUGAGUGGAGACAAACCCCUCCUCCAGUCUCUGCCACAUCUGGGACCUUCCGACUCCGGCGAGGGAGUCGAUUUACCUGGAGAAAGGAGUGCCUGGCUGUCAUGGAAAGUUACUUCAACGAGAAUCAAUACCCAGACGAAGCAAAGAGAGAAGAAAUUGCCAACGCUUGCAACGCGGUUAUACAGAAGCCAGGCAAAAAGCUGUCUGAUCUGGAACGAGUUACCUCCCUGAAAGUAUAUAAUUGGUUUGCUAACAGGCGGAAGGAAAUCAAGAGGAGAGCCAAUAUUGAAGCAGCAAUCCUGGAGAGUCAUGGGAUAGACGUACAGAGUCCAGGAGGUCAUUCCAACAGUGAUGACGUCGAUGGGAACGACUACUCGGAGCAGGAUACUUGGCAAGUACGCAAUGGGGAGGAGGAGGAGGGAAGAAGUUCAGAGGGAGGCAGAGAAGCAGAGAAGGAUGACAGCACGAGCCAUAGUGACCACCAAGACCCCAUCUCACUAGCUGUGGAGAUGGCAGCCGUCAACCAUACUAUCCUGGCAUUGGCCCGGCAAGGAGCCAACGAAAUCAAGACAGAGGCCCUGGAUGAUGACUGAUCAGGGAAGGUUAAACACAAGUUAACUUAGUUUAGACGUAGCACCUUAGCAGACUUUCCUCAGUCCUUAACAUGUGUUCUUACAGUAUAACUUGCAGUUUCUUGUAUGUCAGGUAGCCGUAGGGUCUUGUUCUGUGAAGAUGGCAUGGUGCCCUCAGCCUUUACAUAUACUCUCAGUAUUAAAACCCCAGUAAGUAAGAACCAGUCAACCAAUCAAACUUCCCUCUCCCAGCCCCCGAGGCUAGAAAAUCUUGCUGCUCCUUCUUAGCAUUCCAAGAAAGUGCUUCCAGGUAUCUAGAGAACCCCCAGUUCUCACAUGUUAGGCUACGUGGAAAUCUUGGGUACCUUUAGAUUCAUGUAACACUAGUCUGUACCCUGUUCUCCUGCCCCGAGACCGACAGGACGCCUGCUGAGCUAGUGGAUAGAUCGGCUGACACCAUCUGGGGAGUAUCGGGGAGUGCCAGGAACACUAGAUCCCACCUCAGCCUGAGACUCUGCCUCCGCUGCAAUAAGCCGUGCCUCGCAGUCACACUCACUGUGGCUAGACUCUCCUGCUCGGGGUCUGUGCUAAGAAUGGCUUUGGACUCGGUCUCAGAUUUGGUUGAUGUCAACAUGCCUGACACAGACAUCCUUCCCUCUCACAAGCUGUGUGCCAGUAGAUACAAUACUGCCUUCUGCCUUUGGGACCAUGAUUGAAAACAAAACAUAAAAGACAAAAAAAAAAAAGUUGUAACAAAGCAAAACCCAGCUUGAGAGUAUUAGAGAAAAGUCUGACUGACUGUUGGAUGGAUGCUAAGUCCAGUUCUCAGAGCCACUGUACCUUCCACAGCGCAGUGAGCAGUGCCUGCUUGGAGAAAUGCUGGGGAUGUCAUGGAAGUUACUUUGCCUCCUGUCGGGGUCCCCUUUCCCUGCUACCAAAAAAGGCUUGUAAGGAUAGAGCUAAGGUCAAAGCGAGUGAAAGAACAGUCUUGGGACCCAUUACCUGAAGCCCACUCCAAAUUGACAGAGGACCAUGUAGGGUACUGUGCUGACUUAACUAUCACAGAGGCAAAUCCUUGCUAAACAGGAGCAGAAAAAAGCAGGGGACGUUUUCCACUUACAUUGUGGGUGUGUGAGACACAGCGGGACGUGACUGUUCUCUCUUCUCUGUCCUUGUAGAGGUAUGAAAAGCUGUAUUGCUACAGGCAAUUUAUUUAAUAAUUGGAAGCCAUAUUGAUAAUGGAUGUGGUAAUAUUUGUAAAGUUUAAUCUACUUUAAGCAGCAGUAACUAAUGGAAUUUUUUUCCUUGGUCACAUAUGUAGCACUUUUGUUACUUUUUAAAGAUAUUUAUAUUUGAUAAAUCUUUUUUUCAUUUUGAGAACUCAAAAUACCAAACAGUGAACUUGCGUUAUAAAGUCACCCUGUGAUCACCUUGUCAUCUAGUAGCAAAAUGAUGAACUAUUCAUGCAUCGAAGAAAAUUACAUCUGCUGGCCUUGUAUGAAAAUGAUCUCCUGGCAACCUGAUUAAAUGGCACAUUGUCACUGUG
Jaculus jaculus (lesser Egyptian jerboa) is the source of this 3214-nucleotide messenger RNA. It is a transcript of the gene Hmbox1, whose product is annotated as homeobox containing 1. The transcript is spliced from 11 exons. Gene Ontology annotation, molecular function: double-stranded telomeric DNA binding. Gene Ontology annotation, biological process: positive regulation of DNA-templated transcription. Gene Ontology annotation, cellular component: nucleus. Lineage: Eukaryota; Metazoa; Chordata; Mammalia; Rodentia; Dipodidae. The record is from RefSeq and is a predicted model, not a curated record. Bases 355 to 1689 code for a protein of 444 amino acids.